Linnemannia hyalina is the source of this 2823-nucleotide messenger RNA. NCBI's taxonomy places the organism in Eukaryota, Fungi, Mortierellomycota, Mortierellomycetes, Mortierellales, Mortierellaceae. The record is from the annotation of a GenBank genome assembly.
AUGGACCUGCUGUCAAAGCUGCCCAUAGAGUGUCUGCAACUCAUCCUCCUGGUGCUCGCUCAGGAUCGACAAAACGGCGCCAUUGCUGCCCUCCUCCAAACCAACAAGUACAUCGCCUCAAUCGCCCUGCCCUUCCUGUACGAAAACCCCUAUCGAAAAGGCAUGCACUGCUACAUGUCCGCCCAGAAAACCAGAUCAAGAAGACGAUCCGAUCACGUUCUUACCUCUAUGCUCCUCCACCAGCUCCCUCUUGAUACCCUCCCUCCCGCCAUAUCUUAUAUCCUCGAAACAACCAACCCAACCCUUCCGAAACCACUCGACUACGCUGCAUGUAUUCGCCAUCUCUGCCUACCCUCAUGGGCUCUUGACCUAGAUUACUGGCCCCGUGGCUGUUAUCACCGCGAGACGCUCGCAUACAUGGAAGGCACCGAGUUCACACAGUUGUGCAGGGACCACAACCUACUGCCCUGCUACGAACAGAGCCUCGGGACAGGGUUAGAUAUCCUCAAGUACCACUUCCAGGCCAUUAUCUGGCGUCAAGCCUGCUGGUCCCUUGCCGGUCCGAUUCUCGAACAGCUCCAGUCUCUCACCAUCCCGGUCUUUGAUCUCGACCGUUACUCCGCUGAAAUAUCUCGACUUGGGAAUCUGGAGCACCUUGAAUUUGCGCUUGAUGACAUUGUAGAUUACAGCGAGGAGGGAUACUUUGGAGAGGAUUUAGUCACAUACUUUGGAGGCGAUUUGGUCAUGUCGCCACAGUUUGAGAGCGAGACACGUGAACGGAAGGAGAGACGAUUGCGUACGAUGGUCCAGCUUGUCCGAGAUCACGCCCAGCUCUUCCCAGGUCGCCUUAAGACCGUGAUUUGUUCCGACGCCGAAAUGUGGCCCGACGUGAACCAGACGUGUCCUGUCGAGACCAAGCUGGAGAUACUUCGGAUCCUGCCUCCUCUCAAGUCACCGACUUUUCUGUCCAAAACCAACUUUUUGCAUGUCUCGGCCCAUCUCCAGUCGACGGAUCUCAGUCAGGUUCAGGAAAUCACCGAUAUGGAGUCGCCCCCUUGUCUGUGGUACGACGUUCAUCGCGACGGGCGGGAGUUUCUUCAGAGGUGUCGCGCUCUGAAGAGUAUUCACAUGGACACACUUGGCCCAGGAUCGUUCGCAUGGGCAGUUCAGGAAAAGCAGGAUAUGGAGAGCCUUGGAAGUAACAGCCACAACACCAACAGUAGUGUUCAGGGUGGAGUAGGGCCGCCAUCGUUGCAGGAAUCACGGCCGGCAUACCUGGAGCAUGGACUGGUGCCGCUGGAGGAAUUCAACAUUCUAGAGUCGGACGAGCCCCUCUCGGACGAAGACGACAAUAUCGUAUUCGCCUUUAGCCAGACCCUCAAGAAGCUGACCAUGACUGCUGCCACAUACCAGGAGCUGCACAUGCCUCGGAUUCUGCAGGUUGGAGGAGGAUGGGUGGACCUUCCUUUCUUGACGACACUCUACAUCAGCGCGGCUUGGAACCGACUGUCAUUGGAUACGCAGUUGUACAGCCAUUGUCCCAACCUCACUCUGGCUUCGUUCACAGACAACACCACUCGGUAUCGAUGUCGCGAUAUCAGGACAUGUUUUGCAGCGGAGCUCCCUAGACUCGUUGAACUGGAGCUGAAUGGAUGGAGUGGAUUGACAUUUCAUCCGGCGACGCUUCAUUCUACAGUGGCGCUCAAGAAGUUGUGCAUUGCGAUCGGACGAGAUGAUGUCGAUGCAUACUUUAUCCCGCCCCGGACGGAGCUGGACCGAUCGUUUGAGAGUGACCUUACAGGAAUGGAAGGUAGUGACGGUGACGGUGACAAUGGUGGCGCACCAAUUCAAGUGGCACAACAAGGAUCCAGGAUGGGUCGACCAAAGUGGACUUGGAAUUGGUACUUGCCUCAGUUGACCUCGCUCAUGCUGACGGGCGAGUUUGCGUAUCGGUUCCAAUUCAGGAUGCUCCAGGGAUGUCCGUCGUUGGAGUCUCUGAUCCUGAACAUGCGUUUGACCGAGCGGAGUGAGCAGUUCACCCGGGUUUUGUCGAGAGCCGAUCUCCUUAUGCCAAUGGUGACUGACAACACCGGAGAAGAAGGGCCAUUAUCGCAGGAACAGCAAUAUCAGCAGCAGGAGGGAGAGACCAUUGUGGCACCAGCACUAAAGGUCGUAGAAUUGACGGGGCCGUGGGUGAUUGGUGAUGAGCUUGUGGUACAAUUUUUCAUUCAUAUGCUUCCGAGUCUGACGGAUCUGGAGGAAGAAGGAGUGACGGGAUAUACGCUUAAGAAGGUGUGUGAGGUGUUGAGGUCGAUGCCGAACAAGAUUGAAGAGUUGAUUUUGAGUCUUCCUGAGCCCUCUGAGGAGAGUGCCAAGGAGAUGGGUCUGGUUGGUGAGAUGUAUGAUGACGAUGAAAACGAUGGCGAUAGCGAUGUUGGAUAUGGACCCUACCAAUGCAGCUGCAGCUGCUUCUUGUUCUUUUUCUUCCCGUCGUCGGUGGUUCGAGAACGCAUUGUAGCGCCUCAGAUCCAGACUUUGACAUUGCGCAGUGACUGGGUCUCCUGCGAUAUGACCAUGUCGCAGUUUUGUCGGUCUCUUAGGCGGAUGGAUGUGUUUACACUUGGCAAGGAAAGCUUCAAGUGGGCGGUUCAGGAAAAGCAGGAGCUGGAUUGUAUUGGACAAUCACGACCGGCGUACGUGGAACACGGGUUGGUCCCGAUUGAGGCUUUGAGCAUCAGAGAGUACAAGAUGCCACUUACGGAUGGAUAUGGUCGACAUUGUACACGCCUUCAAUCAGACCUUGACACAGCUCCUAUAUUGUGA